Messenger RNA from Bursaphelenchus xylophilus (pine wood nematode), 5125 nucleotides. NCBI's taxonomy places the organism in Eukaryota, Metazoa, Nematoda, Chromadorea, Rhabditida, Aphelenchoididae. The record is from the annotation of a GenBank genome assembly.
AUGGGAAAUUGCCAGUUGAGCGGCAAUCAGCCCGAUAAGCGGGCUGAUUUGAUGGCCGUGGACGCCGUGCCAAGCAAAGACGUAAGUUCAAUUAAGAGAUAGCGGAGCCUCAUUUCCUGUCUUGUGGAAACAAGAAAUGAGUUUUGGUGGGGGUGGAUGAGGGAGGUGGGAUUUUUGGUUGGUGAGGAAAACUGUUCUACUCACAAACGUCUUGGCAGAGGGAUAUUUUGAUGUCAAACCGUUUUAUGGAGACGCAAAAGACUUGUUUCUUUAAUGGGCGUCUUCAAUUUGAAAAUAGGAUGGCUAAACUUAUCUAGUUUUUUUCAGGGGUGGCCACCCGGGCCCGUUUCGGCCCGUCUUACUUAUCCCGAACUUUUUUCUGAGUAACCGAAUGGCUUUGAAACUUCGGCUAGCCCUAGGUUUAGAAGGGUGCUGACCCUUCAAAAUGUUAUUAGAUUUUUGAUAUCUCUUCUCCAAAACGAGAUAUCGCAAUUGCGGGAAAAGUAAGACGGGCCGAAACGGGCCCGGAUGGCCACCCCUGGUUUUCUUUUUGCUAAAUGUUUAUCAUAAAUCGAGAUUUUUUAUGUCUCAGAGGUACACUGGGUGUGAAACCACAAACGGAAAGUCCGGAUUACAUAUUCCGAUCUGCCAUAAAUUCUGCAUACCUGCUCUCUUUGGGCUGCACAUCUAUAUAUGAUGACAAGUUUUUUUUAUGCUUUAGACAUCAACAGCUAAAAAGAUGAAUUUUUUUUCAAUUUACCCUCUAAAAACGUCAGUGUUUUCUGCAAGGUUUGAACUAAGAGUCUUGCAGUUUUUAGAAAGCAUUAUUCUAAAAUUUUGCCGAUUUUUUUUCAAAAUCUUCGAAAUUGAGUAUUUCCUCUGCCGGUUAACUUUUAUCUCUAAGAAGUUUACCUGCUGUCCACUCAUUUCCUGUCUUGAAGUUCAACUAAUCGAUGGAGCUGUGUGAAAAUUUUUGUCUACUCGGAAUUCGUUUAUCUUUUGAUAAAGGUUUCAAACACGCGGAGAAUUGAGUUAAGGUUAGAGUUUUUAGCUUCCUUUCCCAUUUUUUUAUUUACAGUAGACUCCGCGGACCUCCGUCUAAAUUGGUCUACGAUCGUCAGACAAAAAAAAAGAUUGUAGUCUUUUGUGGUAGUGUAGGGCGUUUUUUGCAGAAAUUGCAAUUGUCAAACGCGAUGGACUUUGGCAUUUAUGUAUUAUACAUGGAGUCCAAUACCUUGAUAUUUCGUUUGUUUCUAUGUAAUACAAUUUGUAAAGGAGUUACCGUCGAGAUGCGGAGAAAUGUUGGGUAAUCGUUUUCUAUGUGAAAUAAUUUUUCCUUUGUGUUUUGCAGAAACCGUUAAAGAAAUUUACAAAGAAAAGGCUCUAAUUCUUUUUUUUAUCGACUACCUGUCCUCGUUGCUGUCUGCAAAGAGCGCUGAAUAUAUCAAUUUAAGUGCCACUGAUAGGUCCAAACUUUACUUACCGGUGGUUUGAACUCUUUUUUAUUGACAUGCCCUUUGCAUCUAUCUGUUAUGCAACUGUUCAACCAGUGCCCAAUUAAACAUCCCCCCUCCCUGCAAAUCAUUCUAUUUUUAUCGAUUUCGACCUCAAAAUUACCACUUUAGUAGCUGCCAAUUAGUUCGAAACGAUGGUCUUUCUAAUUACCAGUCCCCCGUAACUCUAUUCUUUCACCGUGCAAUUAGUCGAUAAAUGUCGCUUCAGUUCGUACACUUCUUUGGCAUUUUGUCGGCUAAAAUGCAAAGGCCUUCCGACCCAAAUAAGAUCAACCCGUUUGUAAUGACUUGAAUUUGGGGUUCACCUCAAAUCUAAUUGUUUUGGGAACACUUCAUCUAAUUACCUUUGAGGACCAGUUGUUCAAUGCAUUAAUGUUGUUGGAGGAUUAGUUAGCUACUAGUUUAGGGAUCAAGUUUCGGCAUAAAAAUGAGAUUUUUUAAAAGUUUAUUGGUGAACUUCCAGACAUCUUUUUACAAUGAUUUCUAAUCCUUUUACAUGGAUUUCUAAUCUCUCAUUUUCUCUUCAAAAGUUUCACCGAAAAUAAUUAGCCAAUCUGCCCCAACGACUGGCGGAAUCCUGUCCAAUAAUCGGAAAAGAAUCUCGAGGCGUCCCCUCGCCGGUUAUAAUGAAAUGACGCAAAUUGCCCCACAAAGUUUGGCCCAAAUUAACUUUGUUUGGGGGCACGCCUCGGGCGCGGCCUUAAAAAUAUGUUGUUGCUCCUCUCUCUACGGUAAUUCGAAAAUUCUGAGCGAACGCGUGUCGCAGGUGGAACUGCGGAAUGUCAUUUCGAACCAUGUGGAAGUCCAAGAAGAAAACUGUAAGAAGUGGUUUAGAUACGGAGCUUAUAUAGUCGGUAAUGCGUGUAGACUGCGGUUCUGGAGUUGGUGGAAGGAUGUGUGUCUUUGACAGGCUUGAAAAGGACUGGGAUUGGAGAGGAUAUUAAAAUUUGUUAUUUGUCUUAGCGUCUAUAUGAAAAAAAUUGGUUUUUAAGCGAUUUGUCCAAAAAAUGCUUCCUGUUUGUUCACACUCCCAUUUUUAGUUGCGUUCAGCGGUGGCGCGGACCUCAUCCAUCGCUCAAGCGGUGACGCCCAUGUCCACCAUGAAUGUAGAGAAUCCCACGCGCUACGUGGACGCCAAGUCUCCAAAUCCCGAGCUUUACGUGAAGGCUGCCGAAAUCAGCAAAAAAAUUGAUGACCAACUGGUGAAGGAUCACAUGGCCAUGGAAAAAGUGAUCAAGUUGUUGUUGCUGGGUAAGGAUUUGAGGUGUUUUGUUGUCGUUGGCGCUAAAUUCUUUCAUCAUGAACUUUUUUUUAUUUUUUCUUGUUAUGUCAGCUUUCAAAAUUAAAAGAAAAACGUUUUUUUUUGAUUUUUCAAAAUUUCUAAUCACCAACUUUCCAGGUCCCUCCGAAUCCGGCAAAUCCACGGUGCUAAAGCAGAUGCGAAUAAUCCAUUGCAACGGUUUUUCCACGGAAGAAUUAUGGGCUCGUCGCCCUCUAAUCUUCCUCAAUGUCCUUCAAUCAAUUGCCCAGCUGAUUCAUGGAAUCGAAAAACUCGGGAUGAUCCUGCCAAAGGAGCUGCAACGAGAUGCGGAUUUGAUUUUUCAAGCUUUGACUGAUGAGAAGAACAUUGAAAAUCAAAUCCCCAAAAAUGUUUACUUUGCCAUCAAGCGGUUGUGGGCGGAGGAAACGAUUCAAAAAGCGUAUGAAAGGAGGAAUGAGUAUCAUGUUAUUGACUGUGCUAAAUAGUAAGCGGUUUUGAAAUUUUUUAAAAAUAUUUCUUUUUCUUCAAUUUUUUUUUUUAUUUUUAAUUUAAACUUCGGUAUUUUUGAGUUAAAAAAACAUUUUUAAAAUUGCUAGAAUCUACCGUACAUUAUUCGUAUCUUGUUUUCUCCACUUUUAAUUUUCCAAUAAAUUUUGUGACAUUUCGUCAUAGUCAUAAAUUUCAUUUGUCAUGAUUUUUUUUCAACAUCUAAAGUUUUGAUUCAAGUUUCCUCGACGACAUUGACCGACUCCAAAGCUCGAGUUACGUGCCCACAGUGAGCGACGUUCUUUACGCACGGCAGGAGACGAUUGGCGUGUCCGAGAUACGAUACUCGUACAAGGAAAUGGAAUUUAGGUGCGUUCAAAUUUUCAACACGCUAUUUUUAACGGUUUUCUAAAAAAAGAGUUUCCGUAAAAAUUUUUAGAUCUGGAAAAAACGCGUAAAUUAAAAAUUUGUUUAGGAUAUUCGACGUUGGUGGUCAGAAAACGGAACGAAGGAAAUGGAUUCAUCUCUUCGACAACGUGAACGCCAUCUUUUUCAUUGCCGCCAUUUCGGAGUACGAUCAGAAAAUGAGGGAGGACACGGAAACGGUAAGCUUGACAAAUGGGCUGUGAGAAAUUGGCAAAGAGAAUUAUCAGCGGAGCUCUGAUUUUGACGGAUUUGAGAAACAAAAUAGUUUUCAUAAGGUACAUAUGAGAUUGAUAGCUCACACUUUGCAAAAAAAUCCUCAUUAACGAUGCCACAAAUUUUUUUCCAAGCAAAAUAACAAAGACAUGGAAAAAAGAAAAGUUUUUCUCUCUGACCGCUCUCUGCAUUUUGCACACUCACUGCAAAAUUUAGAGCAAAGAUCGUUGAAAUCUACGCCAGCGAAAAUGCAACUAAAAUUUUAGAGAUUUUAUACAUCUAUACAGGGGGGACCUGAUCGAGCGGCAAAAAACGUUCCAUUUUGCAUUCAGGAAGCAUCAAAAAUAUGGCAAAACACCUCCUGUUCAAGUGAAAAACUCCGAUUUCAAAAGCGCGUCCUUUGUAAGGAAAGUUUUUUUGCGAGGGAACUUCAAAAACCCUUCAAAACGAAGUUUUUUCACUUGGAGAGGGAAGCAUUUUACCACAUUUUUGAUACUUCCCGGAUGCAAAAUGGUGCGUUUUUUGCCACCGGAGAAGGCCCCCACUGUAUAUUACAAUCUUUGCAGAACCGACUCCACGAUGCCAUAGAAUUGUUCAAGAACAUUGGGAAUAACCCAAUCUUCGCCCGGGUUCAACUCAUCCUCUUCCUCAACAAGCAAGACUUAUUUGCGGAAAAGAUCAACAAAAUCCCAUUGUCCAUGUGCUUUCCAACCUACCAGUGUAAGCUCAAACAGUUUUCACAGUCUUCAAAGUUAAUUUUCAUUUCGAAAAAACAAGAUUUUCUUUGCAAAACGCUAUUCUUACUUUGUUUACAGUAAAAAUUGCGUUAAAAGUGUAGUGUUAUUAAUGUUUUUUGUAAUUUUGAUAACGUUUCAGUGUUCUGCGAACGACUCAAAGCCCUGAGGCCACAAGAAUAUGAUGGUAAGUCAUAUUUUGAAUCUAAGCUUUGAUUAGAUAACAAGUCUUUGGUCCUCCGUUACAUAGUAUAAGAUUGUAUUUUGUUACCGGAAUUUAAAAAAAAAAAUAUAACUUUUCAGACAAAAACGAAUUCAAAAAAGCGGCCUUAUACAUAACACGCAAGUUCGAGAAGCAGAUCAACGACAAGCAGAAGAUGAUCUACACCCAUUUGACCUGCGCCACCGACACAUCGCAUCUCAGCUUCCUGAUGAACAGUAUAAUCGACUACAUUAUUUCCGAGAACUUCAAACAAACCGGUGUGCUGUAA